Messenger RNA from Panicum virgatum (switchgrass), 1797 nucleotides. Its product is annotated as disease resistance protein RGA5-like. The transcript has 3 exons. Gene Ontology annotation, molecular function: ADP binding. Bases 448 to 1071 code for a protein of 207 amino acids. The record is from RefSeq and is a predicted model, not a curated record. NCBI's taxonomy places the organism in Eukaryota, Viridiplantae, Streptophyta, Magnoliopsida, Poales, Poaceae.
AAAGGAAAUGGGAAUCCGCCACCCCGCUUUUGCAAGAGCUGCCUCCCGUGCGUACCAUGGGGCGGCUCUUCGCCCUCCCCCACGGCAGCAGCGACUUCUAGUCAAUCAAGCUCCAUCGGCGACGAGGUGCGGCAGCCUGACCCGGCGAGGAAGUUCCAUAGCCGACCAACAUCAGCCAGGGCAAAAAACCAUGGAAGUCGUGACGGGGGCGCUGCCAAGCGUCAUCAAGAAGCUCGCUGGUCUGGCCGCCGGCGAGUACAAUCUGCAGAAGGGGCUGAAGGGGGAGAUCAAGUUCCUGCAAGAAGAGCUUGAGAGCAUGAAGGGUGCGCUGGUUGACAUCUCCAGGACUCCGGCAGACCAGCUUCCCAGUAAGGACAGGAUCUGGUCCAGGAAUGUGAGGGAGCUAUCCUACGACAUAGAGGAUAGCAUUGACACAUUCAUGGUGCAAUGCAAGGCAAAAGGCUGGGCACACAGCAUGGGCUAAAAAAGGUCAUUGAUAGGAGCCUCAACUUGUUGAUGCAGCCCAAGGUUCGCCAUAAGAUUGCUACUGAAACCAGAGAGAUCAAGAGCCAUGUCAUGGAGGUGCACGAGAGGCGGCGCAGGUAUGAGGUCAACCUUGGUGUUGACAAACCUGUUACGGUCGACCCUCGUUUAUUCACUCAGUACACAGAGGUGAAAGAGAUUGUUGGAAUUGAUGAGGUGAGGGAUGAGUUAAUCAAUUAUAUUUUGACAGAAGAGAAUGAUGUUCCCAUGAAGCAAGGCAAGAUAUUUUCCAUUGUUGGAUUUGGAGGCCUGGGAAAGACAACUCUUGCUAAUGCAGUUUAUGACAAGAUUAGAACACAAUUCGAUUGUUGUGCUUUUGUUGCUGUAUCACAAACUCCUGACUUGAGGAGGUUAUUCAAGGGCUUACUCAAUGAUUUUGGCAAGAAUAUCAAUGAAGAAAUAUUGGAUGAGAGUCGACACAUAAAAGUACUCAGAGAAUUGCUUCAAGACAAAAGGUAUUUCGUUGUUGUGGAUGACAUAUGGGAUAUCUCAGAUUGGAAAAGGAUUAGAUGUGUAGAAAUGAAGUGAGCGACAAAAUGAUCUUACCGCUGUUGAUUACUAUGAUUUAAUGAUGGAUAAUAUCAAUGAAGUGAGCGACAAGCGGUUGUAAGCUUUGAAGGAAAUUAAGAAAGACAAGCUUCGGGUGGCUAUAGCUUACCACAAGAAGGUAAGAGCAAAUUUUUUUCAGGUUGGUGAGCUGGUUUGGAAGACAAUAUUGCCUCUCGGGACGAAGAGUAACAAGUUCGGUAAGUGGUCGCCAAAUUGGAAAGGACCGUACAAGAUCAUCAAUGUUAUCUUCGGCAAUUCUUAUAUGAUGGAGAUGCUGCAAGAAGAACGUCUUCCAAGGGCUCUUAAUGGAAGAUACUUGAAGAAAUACUAUCCCAGUGUGUGGCAAGACGCUUGAAGACGAAGAUGGCCGGUAUGGAGUAUCGCCCUUUGCAUUAUUUUUUAGCCUUGUGUUUUCUGUAUAAAUCAUGUAUCUAGGCUAGUGUCUGGUACUUAUUUUUUGGCUUGCAAUGCUGACCAAAAAACAGGGGGCAUAUGUUGGCGGCCAAAAUUGGCAGUCUGCCGAGGCCGACCGGUCUGGUCUGUGCAAUCCGAAUCAGGGUAGAUUUUGUAAUCUAGAGUCCGUUUGUAAUCCGAUUUGGAAGGGGUACGUUCUCCCCGGCCUAUAAAUAUAAGGGCCACGGUCGAUUGAGGUCCUACUACCCAAUCAAAUCAAAAUCAAUCUACUAUUUUACCUUUUCUCUCAAA